Moneuplotes crassus is the source of this 3505-nucleotide messenger RNA. The record is from the annotation of a GenBank genome assembly. NCBI's taxonomy places the organism in Eukaryota, Ciliophora, Spirotrichea, Euplotida, Euplotidae.
AUGUCAGAGCAUUCACAACAGAAAAAAUCAAAUCAAGCAACUCCACUUGAAACUCAGUUCAAAGGCAGCAACAAGCCUAGUCUUAUCAAGUUAGAUCUUGGUGGGCUUGAAGACACAAUCUCGAAUUUGUAUAGUCAAACUAAUAAUUUGAAAGAGAAAAUAGACAACGUUGAGAUUAACGAAGAAACUGUGGAAGGCAUCAUGAAGAAAAUAAUUGCAAAUGAACUCAAAACCAGAGAAAACAAAGAUAGCCUCGCCAACAUCCAGACCAAGAUCAUUUCGAUCGAGCAGCAGCUGCUCAAGAACUCGGAGUUGUCGGCAAAGCUCGACAAAGAGAUCCUUGUGGCCAAAGCCAGCGAGCGUGAACUUAGAAGCGCCAUGAAACGAGAAAUUAAGGCGCUCAACUCCAAGGUGUUCGAGAGUGAGAAGCGGCUUCCCCAGAUCGCCCAGCAGUUUUCGAAGCCGAUCGAAGAUAAAUUGAUCAUGGCCUACUCGCUCAUCGACGACUUGGAACGCCAGAUGGAGAAGUUCCAGAGAGGCGAAGCCUACAGUUCCAGUGAGGGUGAGUAUGAAGAUGAUUCUGAAAUUCAUUCUAUUGAUAAUUCAGAGGAAGUUCAUAUUGAAGAGCUCACAUCGCAAAAAGAGCCAGAAGGUGAGAAAACAGACUACCAAGAUCCUAUAAAAGAGCAAAAAGAAAUUAUUCCAAAGCCAAAGAAAAAAAAGAAGAAAAAGAAAAACAAAGCAAGAGCAAGAGACAUUCUAAAAGAGCUACAAUCAAAGAAAAACCCAAAAUCAAAAGAAGAGCUAUCAAGUCCUCAAUUCACUCCAGAAUUCAAGACAGAAAUAGAAAAUAGAAUUGCAGAUCUUGAGAUGAAAAUAAAAUAUGGCCUUUAUGGCCCAGAUGCUCCAGAUCUAGAGUUCCUUAAAAAGCAAGCUGAAAAUGGGAAUGGUGAUCAAAUCAAAGUUGAUUAUGGAGAAUUUGCAACUAAAAGAGCAGAUGGAGAACUUUUUGAUGAAGACCAAGAUGAUGAACGUUUACUUGCUUCUAAAUAUGCACUCAAAGAAGCACAUUACAAAGAGAAAAUAAAGAAAAAUGAUGAAGCUGUUUACAUGAUGUACAACAAAUAUAGAUAUCUAACAGAAGAACUUGAUUUAUACAAAAACACUCUUAUGGACAAAAUUACUGAAAUUGAUGAAGAAGCAGAGGGAGAAGAGCAAGAUGAAGGAGAAGGCAAUAAAGAAAAGUUUGAACCUAUUCUUCCUAAAAAGAUUGAAGACCUAACUCCAGAAGAAAAAGAUUACAACUUAUAUAUUUUGUCUAAAGAACUCAAAUUAACUAGAUGGAAUAGUACCCUUGAUUCUGCAGUUCAAAUUUUAAAAAAGAAUAAUGUUGAGAAUAACGCUCAUAUUAGAGAGCAAAAGGUUUUAAUUGAUCAAAUAAUGCAACGAUUCUCUAACACUGAAGAGAAUACAAAAAUUCUUCGAACAGCUCUCAAAGACUUCAAGCUCGAGGUCAAAGAUGUCAUGAAAUCAGCAAAAACAAACUCAGAUCUAAGAGAUGCUAUCAAAGAUGGAAAGCUAAAUCCAUUUAACAAUUUUGUCUUACAGCUUUCUCAGCAUAUUACACGGUCAAUCCUAUCUUCGGAUGAGAUUCUUGCUUCAUUAGACAAAAACCAGUUCGAUCCUUCUGAUCUAGAAGAGCAGAUGAACCAGCUAAAGCAACAGUUCCAUAGCAUUACUUUUGAUUUAGCUGAUAAAAGUGGAAAAAGUUAUGUUGAUACUAUCUUCUCUGACCUUAGAGAAAGCAUUCAUAAUAUCGGUCUCCAGAUGAACGAUGUAAAGAACAGAUCAGAGCUUAAAAUAACCUCAAUUAAGGAUCUUGCAAAUGAUGAAACACUGGAGAAGAUCUUUAAAGAACUAGUUGACGGGAGAUAUAAAGAAUAUGAAAAGAAUUUAGCCAAAGUCCUUGGCAGGCAGGAUACAAUCCAAUCAGAUUUAGAAAAAUGAUUUGAGGAUUACCACUACAUGAUGAGUUUAAAGAUCAAAAUAGAAGCAAAUGAGCAAAGACUUGAUAAGAUGAUGAAGAUCCUUGAAAAUAAUGCUUUUGAAGAUGAAGGAUUUAGUCCAGAUUUGUCGGAUGGAUCUGUUACUGAUGAAAAGCUUGAUGAAAUGGGAAGUGAAAUAAUAAAAGGAGAAAAUACUGAGAGUGGUGAAGGAGAUAAAGAGCUAAAAUUGAAAAAUAGAAGCAGCAAAGAAAUACGUCAUUCUGAAUCAUCUUCUACACUUCAGCCUCCUAAAGAUUCCCUGCAGCCGCCUAAUAGUAGUAAAUCUUCUCGCAAGGCAUCGCAUUUCCAAAAGAGACCUCACCCUAAACCCUCGAGUAAAUAAAAUUGGUGCUCUAAAGGUAAUGUUUGUGAACAUGGAAGCUCAAAUGAAAGACAUCAAAGCCAAAAUGGAACAAAGAGAACAAUAUGACCAAAUAAUAUCAAACUCAGCAAGCGAGCUUACAGAUUCAAUGGGAGAUACCGAGUCUGUGAGGAAUUUGCUUAAACUAGAAUUCCAAGGAAUGAAACAGUUAGUUGGGAAACAACAAAUGAGUAUCCUCAAAAUUGAAAAUGUCUUAAGACUUCUUAAUGAUUGGAAAAAUGAAUUAGACAUCACUAAGAUUUUGCAUGAUGAGCUAGAUGGGCUACAGCUCCAAGACCUUACAAAAGAAAAUGAAGAAAAGGAAGAAUCAGUAAAACCUGAAAGUCCUGAGAAAAACGCAACAAUGGAGGAUGAUAAUAAAAAGCUUCUUGAUUUCAAGUUGACUGUUCAAGAAAAUGUGAAGAAAGAACUUCAUGAAAAGAUAGAUAGAAGGCAAUUCAGACUUGCAAACAACUCCAUGAUUCGGAAAAUGGAGAAGAUCGAAAAGAACAUCGAAGAUCUUAGCAAACUAAACAGACAACAAAGAGAAUAUGCAAAACCUCUUUCUACUCUUUUCAAGACAAAUGAGAAAUGCAUUAGUUGAAACAGAAAGUUCCCAAAAACAAAUGAUGAGAGCUUAAUAGAAGAACAAGACAAAAAGAAAAGGCAAAAACAGAAUAAAUAUGUAUUCAAAGAAAUUUACAAAAAUGCUCCAAAAUUAGGAUCAGGUUAUUCAAGAAUUUUAAGUACCCUGAAUGAUGUCAACGAUAUCAACACUCUUACUGUAGAAGGCUCAUUUGCAAAAACAGAAGACUCUCGAGUUAUGAUUCCUUCUGUAGAAAUUGUUCAAAACAAAAAUCAUAUGUCUGGAAUAAUGUCGAACCAUAGACGCAACAACAGUAACUCCAAUCGUAACACCCAGAAAGUGUUGCCUAAAGUAAAUUUAAGCGGAUCAGUUUCAAUUCUUCCCUCGAUUAACACAAGCUUGAACAAAGGGGUUAAGGGUGAACCAAAACUCAAGACUAAAAGAUUCACCAAUAGAAAUUUUGGAGGAGAACACACUCAUAGAAAAUACGGCAGUAGGGAUAACGAAUUAUAA